AUGAGCUCCGACGAAGAUGAUUUCAUGUCGGAUAAGUUUUUGCAAACGGAAGUUGAGCCGCAAUGUAAGGCUUUGUUACCCAAACUUUAUUUCCCCUUCCUCGCUCUGUCCAAAUCACACCACGAGAAACGGAUGAUGCGCAUCGAGAAGAACCGGUUUGACGCAGAAGACGAGCAGCGCAAGGUCAAGAAGCCAAAAAUCGAGGUCGAAGUGGAGAGGAGAAACGAAGCCCUGCAAAAGCCGAUCGAGGAGGAUUCGGUCGGUUUCAAGCUGAUGGCGAAGAUGGGCUUCAAGUCGGGCAUGAGUCUUGGCAAGAAGAAGGAUGAAAAUGACCUGGGCUCUGGAAUCAAGGAGCCGGUGCCUUUGGAGGUGAAAAUUGGACGGAAGGGGUUGGGCCACGAAACGGCUGAGGUUGAGAAGAGCCGAAAGCGGAUUGACGCUAUUAUGGAGCGGAUGGCCGCGCGUUCGAAAAUGACGGAUGAGCUUUCUGACGAUUUCCGGGAGCGUCGCCGUAUCGAAUCAAUCUGCCGGCUUCUGAUGCGCGCGAUUAUCAAGGCUCGAAAGACGUGCGCUCAACUGGAUAUUGCGAAAGGACGGGAUACUCCUAUUGUCGAAUGGUUUUGGCCUUCCUACAAAUCGGGAGACGAUGCUCCGGAAGAUAAGCCUACCUUUUCUAAAGACCAAGCGAUUCGAAGCAAAUAUACUGGGUUCUUCUACGCAAAUGGCGUCCCGUCGCCUAUUCAUGACGGAAAAUCCUCAGAAAACACUCCCGGGGAGCUGCUGACCAGGAUCAAAAGUCUUGUCGAAUAUCUGAAGGAGGAGUACGUAUUUUGCGCCAUCUGUCAGAAGGGUUUUAUGGAGGUGGAGGAGAUGAAUGUGGUGUGCCCGGGGCGCGAGGAGCACGAGGCAACCAUCACCAAGACGUUCCGUGUCUGCGGCAUAAACGCGCUCGCCGAGGUGUACGAUAGAAUCAGGGCGGAAUGUGAGAAGCGGGACCUCCGACGUGGACUGGACGAACCUACCGUACCUUGGCACUGGAAGGCGCGCUUUAAUGCGGAGGCUAUGCUUCAAUUGCGGCGUGCCGAAUUUGAGGCCGAGACCGAACGGUUCGUUUAUACAAAUGGAAAAGCGGCGCCUCCGGAGAUUCGCUUCAACGAGCUGCCGCUCAGCGAUCUCAAGGAAAAGUUGGCCGAGCUGUUGGGGUACUUGCGCGAGGAGCACUUCUACUGCUUAGGAUGCGGAACCCAGUCUGACACCUUUGAAGAAAUGGAAUUGGCCUGUGCUGGCGAUCACGAGCUCGACGACUACGCAGAUCAU
This is a messenger RNA of Mesorhabditis spiculigera, 1317 nucleotides long. Lineage: Eukaryota; Metazoa; Nematoda; Chromadorea; Rhabditida; Rhabditidae. The record is from the annotation of a GenBank genome assembly.